Felis catus (domestic cat) is the source of this 588-nucleotide messenger RNA. RefSeq names its product small integral membrane protein 36-like. The record is from RefSeq and is a predicted model, not a curated record. The coding region runs from base 102 to 383 and encodes 93 amino acids. The transcript has 2 exons. Lineage: Eukaryota; Metazoa; Chordata; Mammalia; Carnivora; Felidae.
GCCAGCACUGCUAUUCCAAUGAGCUAGAGUUUGCUCCCUGAAAUGCCCACACUGGCCCCCUUGCCUUUCUCUAGACCCACUUCCUAACCGUGAAAGAUGUGAUGGAGUUUUACUUGGAGAUCGACCCUGUCACCUUGAACUUGAUCAUCCUAGUAGCAAGCUACGUCAUCUUGCUCUUGGUAUUCCUCAUCUCCUGCGUGCUGUAUGACUGCCGAGGCAAGGACCCCAGUAAGGAGUACGCUCCUGAGACCACUCUUGAUGCCCAGCCCUCCAUCCACUUGGUGGUGAUGCAGCAGAGCACGUCAGGGGACCUCUGGGCAAGGAAGCCCAGCCUUCAUUUUGGGGAUCCUGUUCCAUUAGGGAAGAAAAGCACAAUGGUGUGAGGUCGGCCAAGGGCUACUGGGGACAGAGCACUAGACAUUCUGGACAAACUGUUCUCCACGUGGCUGCACUGGUCUUGCUGGGCUAUGUAAGUGGGAGUUCUGCCUUACCUUCUACGUUCUUGUCACCCUCUUUGUGGAUGAAGCAAACAUUUAAGAGACAGAGCGUGAACAGGGGAGGGGCAGAGAGAGAGAGACACAGAAUCUG